GCGUCAAUGGUAAUGUUAAUGCCUUAAAAGUUGUGCUGCCGCUCAUAUUUAAUUUACCUUGCGGCAUUUUCGUCAAUUUGUAACUUAGCGACAUGGAUAAUCGCUGCUAUUGUUGUACCUCCAAGUUCGGUGUCUUUAAAAAAGAGCUGCUUGACUUUUAAUGCUGUGGUGCCGCGAUAUGGCAACGCCCAGCAGAAGGUCUGCAAGCAAUGCCAUGUGGGAAAACUCCAGACGAUACAGGAAGAUGGUCUCCCCCUGAAAACUACAAAAAACGAGUCGCUGCAUUUGAAGCCAAACAGCAAGGACAGAAGAUGCAACCUCACACAGGGAGUGUACAUUCUCAAGCAGGUCUCCCCCCUCCUAAGGGUCUAAGUAAGGACGAUCAGGCAAUUGCUGACAGGCUUCAAAAGCUGAAAGAAGACACCGCUCCAAAGUCCAUCCCUUCUGAAAAAGAGAUUGAAACUCGCCUCGCUGCCCUUAAAACUCCCAGCAAGCCGGUUCCUUCUUCGCAGGAGAUGGAAGACCGGUUAGCGGCUUUAAAGGGACAGACUCCUUCUUCUCAAGCUCACCGAUCAUUCCCCCAGCCUCCAGAUAACAGGACCCAGACCGAGCAAGCUAAUGAUCUUCUAACUCAGAUGACAGAGGAAGUUGCCAUUGACCAUCAGUUUGACAAUCCUGGAUGCAGUGACGAUGGACCAAUGAAUGAUCUUAACAAAGGGCAGAACCAGACACUACAGAACAAUAUGGAUGCAAACCAGGAUUCAAGGAAGCAGUUUGAAAAGGAAGCAGCACAGUUGCUUGAAGAGGCCCGUGAGGAGCUGAAAAAGGAUCAUCAUACAACGGAACAAAUCAUCAACAUGGCCAAGAGGCUCGCCCAACUGAAAGGCCAGGACCCAGACGAAGUUAAGAUGGAAGAUUUCAAACGUCCCGAUAGUGAUGAGGAGACAGAGGAUGAAGCCAUAAUGAGGGUAUUAAAGCAGCUCUCUGAGGAAGCUGCACUCGACGAAGCCAGUGGCUACAACAUACCUCUAGAACACAAAGGAUCAAAAAACACAGAGAAGAAAAAGUCCUCGAAGAAGCCUAGUCAAGCUCCAGCAGUCAAGGGUAGGACUCCAUCAGCAGCUGUAAGCUCGGUGCAUCUGCCGUCAGACAGUGAUGAUGAUGAACUUCCGUGGUGUUGUAUCUGUAACCACGAUGCCACUCUCCGCUGUCACACCUGUGAUGGGGACCUGUACUGUAACCGCUGCUUCAGGGAAGGACACGAUAAAUAUGACAGGAAGGAGCAUCGCACCAGCAAUUACACUGCACCUAAAAAGAAAAGGAAGUCCUGACGUUGACCCUGUGCCGAUGCUGAUGGCAUCACGGUAUAAAAAUACACUUUUGCCAUUAAUGGAAGAUUUAGCAACAUUCAUUCUUAAUCUGAAACUGAAUGUAGUUUUUGAUUUAAAAUAAACCAAUAAUUUGAUAAAUAAUCUACAUUGAAAUCUUAUAUGUAUGAAAGAUCAAUCUCAUGUUAUUCACAAUAUGUCAAAAAAAUAGUGCUUGAGUAAUGUUCAUUUGAGUAAGCCUGCACUUUCUCAAGGUCAAGAAACUUUUUGUCACUUGUCCUACUUCCUGAACGCACAAAGGCUGUACGGUACUUUGCAGUUUGAGGAAUUUAAAGAUGGUAACAUCACACACACAAAAUGCAAAUCAUUGGGCUCUUCUAAGUUGAUGUUCAACCUCGUACUAUCAGCAAUGGGGAGAAAACGCUCCACAGAUUAUGUAUAAAAGGAUUAUUGAGGGUUUUGUUUUCAAUUGGCAGGCACCUCAGCCACACACACUUGCAAUCUACGUUUGGAUGUGUGUCGAACAUCACAGCAUUGCCUUGCUUUUCCCUACAUCUAAUUUCAUUAUAGUGGCUGCUGCAGGUUUGUCUAAAAUUUAGAAAUGGUGGCAUCUAUUUAUGUUAGUUUUUCAGUCAAGUAAAAUCACUCUGUCAGGCAGGCACAGUUGGACGCAAGUGAAGAGUGUAGACUGCCUCUAUAGUGGAAAUUGGGGCGAUCCAGGCAAAUUACUGUAAUGGACCCUGAUGGAGCCAAAAGACUCUCAUGUGUGACAGAGAGACCAUCAGAGUGUAGUCUCAUCAAGACACAUCACUGUCUGGCCGACUGAGGAGGAACCAUCAUCACACUCCUCUGGGGCCUCCAUUAUGCUUUGUAUGGAAGUCAUUAAUGUGUUUGCCAUUUCUGGCAAUGUUGUACACAGGCCACAGACAGGAAAUGGAAGGGCAUAAUGGAUGCAUACUUAAUGGAGCUUCCAGAUGAUGAUUUUAGCUGUGUUUACUCCUAAACUUGACAUGUCAACAUCCCCUUUGGCUAUCCCUGCCUUGCUGUAAAAUAAAUGUCACCAAAUGACUUCCUGACUCACAUCUUGUAGUCUUAUUGUCUUGUAAAAAUCACAUCAUUUUAUAACCAGUGCUACUAGUUAGAAUGUGUGUGGAAUACAUAAUACCCGAAGAUGUCAGUUCACUGACAUUUCUUGUUCAAUCAAAUGUGGCUGAGUAUUGAAAAUGUCUUAUUUUAUUUUCAUACAGCACUCAUGGAUCAAAAUAUAUUUACAUAAACAAGCAAACAAAAAUGUACAGUAUUAAUGUGAGAAAAAUAUCUUGAGUAAUAAUAUCAUUUGAGGGAGACCUGAUAUUUAA
Molecule: messenger RNA, 2686 nt
Organism: Corythoichthys intestinalis (scribbled pipefish)
Lineage: Eukaryota; Metazoa; Chordata; Actinopteri; Syngnathiformes; Syngnathidae
Gene: zfyve19
Product: zinc finger, FYVE domain containing 19
Exons: 11
Coding region: 210-1331 (373 amino acids)
Biological process (GO): abscission; mitotic cytokinesis checkpoint signaling
Cellular component (GO): cleavage furrow; centrosome; midbody
Molecular function (GO): metal ion binding; phosphatidylinositol-3-phosphate binding
Source: RefSeq, a predicted model, not a curated record